UUUACAGCUUCUUACACGAGUGGUCAGCGGUCGGGGCUGAAAGAUGGAACCGUGGAUACCGAUAUAACAGAAUUAUGAACGUUUAUUACAGGCUAGCAGCAUCAAUAAUAUAACAAGUUACCGCACAAGUUAACAUUCACCAUGGCAACUGUUAGGAAGACCUGUAUAGGACUGCUUCGUCCCGGUUGUCUCAGCAGAAUCUUCACUGCAUCGAAUGCUUCAAAGAAUAUAUCGGCAUACCACCCCAAACUGCAAACUAUGCUAGGCGUUCGUGGCAGUUACGCCACCUACAGCUCCGUAACAGAUCAUAACACCAUCCUGUCAGAAGUCAGAACUAUCAACAGUGUCAAACCUACCAAGUCCACUGAUGCCGGGAAGAAGGCAUCCCUAGUUAUUUUCGACAAAGACGGCACCUUGAUAUGCUUCCAAUCAAUGUGGUCCCCUUGGGCCAGGAAAAUAGCCUCUAAAUUGGAAGAAGCCACCGGACUAGACAUUCAGGAGAAAGUAUUUGAAACAAUUGGAUUUUGUACCACAUCUGACAGAGUAAUCCCAGGUUUGCUUGCAGAAGCUACCACAGAAAUGGUCCAGGAUGCUAUAGUGGAGCUUCUCAGUCAGGAGGGUGUGGAUGAGGUCAAAGGUCGUGCCAUUGUGAACAACAUCUGGGAAGAUGGACACGGCAUUUAUGAAACUAAAACUUUAGCCGACCUUAACACUUUGUUUAAGAUAUUAAAAAGCAAUAAUGUAAAGAUCGCUGUUUGCACUGCUGACUGCAGGAAAGGAACUGAGAACUUUUUAGAAGAUUUAGGAAUCCAUGGUUUAGUUGAUCACAUUGUGUGUGGUGAUGACCCCAACAAUGUCCCAAAACCUGCUGCAGAUAACGCUCAAAUGAUCUGUGAAAAGCUUGGUGUGAACCCUGAAGAUACUGUCAUGGUGGGAGACACCAAAGCUGAUGUGGGAAUGGGAAAGGCAGCACAGCUUGGCUGGAAUAUAGGGGUAUUAAGUGGUGUAGGUCAGACAAAUGAUUUGUACCCAGCGGCCAGUCAUGUGAUAGAAAGUGUCCAAGACUUGUUGCCCCUCAUCCUACCGGAGGACCAAUGGAGGGAAUGCUACGCUUACUCCAACGACAAAAGAAUCUUGAUCGAACCAUAUUCCUUGGAAUCUUCCAAUUCUGAUGAGUAUGCUAGUGUUGAGAAUCAUGUACCGACUGUUGCCUUGAUCAUCUUAGAUCUCCAUGGUACCAUCCUCUGUGCCCACAGCAAGUACAGCAAAUGGACAGACCAAAUCUGCUCGAGGUUAGAACAGGCGACUGGUCUUUGUGGUCUGCGAUCAGAAAUUCACCAGAGGCUUGGAAUAUGUGAACAAACAAGUAAAAUAAAGGAUGGGCUGUUGAAUGAACAUGGAACCACUAACAUGGAGGUGAGGUCGUCACUGGUGGAGAUGAUCCAUAAACAUUUGACGUAUGAGGAGUCUCUGAUGGUUGUAAACAAAGUCUGGCAGGAGUGUGAAUCUACGCUUCUUCAAGAACCAAAAUCACUUCACAAGGACAUCAAAAAAUUCUUCAAAACACUAAAGAGAAAAGGAAUCAAAAUAGCAAUAUGUACUGGAGAUAAGCGUGAACUUGCACUGUCAGAUUUGACAAAUCUGGGUGUGUUGAAAUAUGUUGAUAUGAUGAUCUGUGGAGAUGAUCCACACUCUGUCUCACGGUCUCCUGAUCACAGCACACAAAUCAUAUGUGAUGAACUGAAUGUAAAUCCUGAGAAAACUGUAAUAGUCGGCGAUUCUACCAAAGAUUUUUCAUUUGAAAGAUCAGCUAAGAUACAAAAGAUUGGUGUACUAUCAGGUGUAGGGUCUGCAGAUGACCUAAAGUGGGUCACCGACCUAGUGGUGCCUACUGUAGACCAUGUGAUUGAUCAUAUCUUAGAAGACCCACCAACCACUCCUGGCAAACAAAUGAUACCAAAUGCUCUUCCUAAACUGAGAAAGCCGGGAAGUGUCAAUGUCCAAUGUCGUUUGUUCAGCACAAUGUCACGAGGGAGACAAUCACCCUGUUCCACCAGUGCUGUACAGGUGAGGAAUGCUUCCACGACAUCUGGGGCUGGAUCCACCUACGAUUACGUCAUCAUUGGUGCAGGAUCAGCUGGCUGUACUCUCACCAAUCGAUUGUCUGCAGAUCCUAACAACAAGGUGUGUGUUCUGGAGGCUGGUCCAAGAGACUACACCUGGAAGAUCCACAUGCCUGCUGCCCUCAUGUACAACCUGUGUGAUGACAAGUACAACUGGUACUACCAUACGGAACCAGAGCCUCACAUGAACAACAGGGUCAUGUACUGGCCACGAGGACGAGUCUGGGGAGGAUCGUCUUCACUCAAUGCCAUGGUCUAUAUCCGUGGAAAUGCUGGUGAUUAUGAUGGAUGGGAGAAGGCUGGGGCAAAGGGAUGGUCAUAUGCAGAUUGCUUACCAUACUUUAAAAAAUCUCAGACCCAUGAACUUGGGGAGAAUGACUACAGGGGAGGUGAUGGUCCUCUUCAUGUGUCACGAGGAAAAACCAACAACCCACUGCAUCAGGCCUUUAUAGAAGCAGGUCAGCAGGCUGGCUUUCUGUUUACAGACGACAUGAAUGGCUAUCAACAGGAGGGUGUAGGUUUGAUGGACAUGACCAUUCACAAAGGCCGGCGAUGGAGUGCUGCUAUGGCCUCCCUCAGGCCAGCUAUGAAGCGUGACAAUGUGACAGUGGAAUCAAAUGCCCUGUCCACGAGGAUUAUGUUUGAGAACAAGCGAGCCGUGGGUGUAGAGUAUGAACAGAAGGGUGUAAAAAAGGUGAUCAGAGCAGAGAAGGAGGUGAUUUUGAGUGGAGGAUCAAUCAACUCUCCUCAGCUUCUCAUGUUAUCGGGUGUGGGUAAUGCAGACGAUCUGAAGGCACUGGACAUUCCUGUGGUUCAACACCUUCCUGGUGUCGGAGAAAAUCUCCAAGACCAUCUUGAGGUGUAUGUACAGGAGGCAUGCAAGCUUCCAAUCACUCUUUAUUCUGCUCAGUGGAAAUUCCCUCACAAUAUGAUUCGGAUAGGUCUACAGUGGUUUCUGACUCAGAAAGGAGAUGGAGCCAGCGCACAUUUGGAGAGUGGUGGGUUUGUCCAUAGUGAAGAAGGUCUUGAGUACCCCGACAUUCAGUUUCACUUCUUACCUUCUGUUGUGAAAGAUCACGGGCGUAAAACUGGUGAUGAACAUGCCUACCAAUUGCAUACAGGACCAAUGCAUGCUACCAGUAAAGGUAACAUCAAGCUGAAAACCAAAAAUCCAAGAGACCAUCCGAAGAUUGUAGCCAACUAUCUGUCUACAGAAUAUGAUGUGAGGACAAUGAGGGACAGUGUCAAAGUUGCCAGGAAAGUGUUUAAACAGAAAGCGUUUGAUCCUUUCCGCGCUGGUCGAGAGCUGUUGCCAGGACCUGAUUGUCAAACAGAUGCCGAGAUUGAUGCCUUUAACCGUGCUUACGCAGACAGUGCCUAUCAUCCAUCAUGUACAUGUAAAAUGGGAGAUGAGAGUGACCCGAUGGCUGUGUUGGAUUCUCAGACUCGUGUUUUAGGUGUAGAUAAUCUUCGAGUAGUUGAUGCCUCUAUCAUGCCAAAUAUAGUUACUGGGAACCUGAACGGCCCGACAAUAAUGCUGGCUGAGAAGGCCGCUGACAUUAUCCUGGGAAACAAACCACUGCCUCGAUCUAAUGCUCCUGUAUACAAGAACAAAGUAUAGCAAACUAAAUGAUGAUUCUGAAGUAGGGUUUAGUAGAAUAUAAUUGCAACAACUUGCUAUUUAAAAGCACAUGUGUACAGACUACUUGUUGCUUACAAAUCAUUAUUGUUGUUUGCUUGGAGAAACAAAUACUAAUGUAUAAAACAUAGAUGUCCUUUCCUUACAAUUCCAACAUAGUUUAUUUGUGAGCAAACAUGUAAUGCUAGUGAAAUUUUUUUUGUUUCUUUUCAUUGUUUGCUUUGAUUAUUAGUCAUUAACUUUUUUAGAAACCUUUUUCUUUUCUGAUUUGUUAAAUAUGUUCAUUUAUGAGCAGAUUGUAAAUCAAUUUUGAUUUUUUUUCUUUGCAUUUUUAUCU
This is a messenger RNA of Ylistrum balloti, 4099 nucleotides long. RefSeq lists its product as uncharacterized. Gene Ontology annotation, molecular function: flavin adenine dinucleotide binding; choline dehydrogenase activity. The coding region runs from base 142 to 3744 and encodes 1200 amino acids. Lineage: Eukaryota; Metazoa; Mollusca; Bivalvia; Pectinida; Pectinidae. The transcript is spliced from 5 exons. Gene Ontology annotation, cellular component: mitochondrial inner membrane. The record is from RefSeq and is a predicted model, not a curated record.